UUUGCAGGAAGGUAGCCUGCUCACGGAUGUACGAACGCACCAAGAAUGUUUCUGAAAAAGUGAAUUUCAGAGUUUUGUAUACUAAUUUUGGGAGACAUACAAUAACAAUUAGCUAUAAUUUGUAUAUGCACUGAAAGUACAUAUACAACCCAAAACAAACGCAGAAGAGAAACUUAAACGCGAGUUGGCUGCAAAGCGGUCAUGUGACAGCAAAGUUGCGGGAAAACCGAAAAAGAGUCCAGCUGGUGAGCUGGUCUGGUGUUUGUCUCCUCAUAUUCUCUAAUUUUGUUCCAGAUCCGUAAUUUUGCCAGAUGCUGUAAAAAAAAAAAAAAGCAAGUUGUUUUAGUUGUCUGCAAUGGAUAAAGUUAUGGAAGAGCCGAAGAUUGAAGAAGUGAGACGGAGUAUUUAUAUCAUUUGGGAAAAUCUCCAGUGCCCAAUAUGUUUGGAUUUGAUGAGCUCCCCCGUCUCCACAAAAUGUGACCAUCAGUUUUGCAGGUUUUGCAUAAUGAGGCUGCUGGACAACGGCAAGACGCGGGAGGCCAGCUGUCCAGUUUGUAAAGCGAAGGUGACUAAAAGAAGUUUGCAAGAGAGCCCAGGGUUCAAGAGACUGGUGGAGGGACUGAAGGGCUUGGUGCAGGCCUUUGAAGAAGAUACUUGUGUGGGAUAUAACAGUAAAGUGUCCCAGAAGCUAGAAAACUAUGGUGCUGUGGAGAGGAGAUGCAAAGAGGUCCAGCUUCAGGAAGGAAACACGUCUGAUAGCAGACCUGAAAAAAGCACUGCUGACAAUAGCCAGUCCAAAGGAUCUGAGGACAUUACAACUCCUUCCGCUGAAGUUAAGGAAGGUUUCGCAAGACUCAUGGACCUUAAAGAUUCGUGUGCUGUCACCUCCGACAGAGAGGAUUUGGAGAGUGCAGUCGCUGACUUUCAGUGUACCUCUGGAGGAGAAGCAGAUAAGAAUAGCAGGAAGGACGCUGGUGAAGAAGACGCAAUCAGUGAGAGCAGAGAAACACCACCCUCAGAUCCAGCUGCAAUUUUAGACAAAAGACAGAAGAAAAGCCUGGAAAAGGUAUCUGAGUGGCUUUUAAAUAUCUCUCCAAGUGCCGCAGGCAAAGGUGGUUUAGAUCCCAGUUGCAGUUCCCAGCAUGACUCAGAGGACUGCUUGUCUGAUGGAAACACUAGUUCAUCCACCGUGGAAAAAGACAAAGAUGAGGACGAAAUUAGGAAACCUGAGAGGUCUGGGUACAGCCUUUGUCUUGAGGAAAAAGUGUUUGGAGUGGUCUACAAGAGGGGUCGAAAGUCUGUGAGACCCCAGGUAAACAGGUGUUUAGAGAGCUUAGAGGCUAUCGAGGUCUCACACCUGCGUCCUUCCAGUUCGAUUAAGACACCAACGAAAGCUGCCAAGAAGAGGAGUAGCAGCAAAUUGAGUCCUGAUUUUAUUAAGAGACCUCACAUUGAACGGGAGGAUGCCAAUUCUGGGAAAAGGAAGAGUGGCGCCGAAGUGUGUGAAAUGGGAGAAAUCAAUGGGAAGGUGACAAAGGGAUGCGAGUCUUCAGAGGAGAAGGAAGAACUGAAAGUCAGCUCUGUCUUUGAGGUGCCACUUCGAAACACUACAAGGACAAACAAAACUAAAAUGCAGGGGGUGUCGCAAGAGGCAGGAAGCAAGCUGGUACAGACGGACGAAGUGGAGGGAGACGCUACAGAAAAGAAUGCAUCAAGUGAUAAAAUGUGCCUGACUAAUAAGAAAAGGAAAACUUUGGCUCGUAAGAGGCUGUCUAAACGAGCUAAGGCGCUGGACCUGGUUACUGUUGAAAUAGACGACCCAGAUCCUGUGCUUAAGCCCACAGAAGGAAUUCCCCUUGCGGCUGACGUUCAGAUCGACAGUUACUCCAGUAGUGAGGACCAAAGGACCCCUGGUCUCAGGUUAUUCAGACGGAGUGAAAGGUUGAAGCUCUUUACAGAAGAGGUUCAAGGAAACGGAAAGAAGGCCUUGGCAAAGAGCUCCACGAAGAAUGCCAUUUGUGACUCAGAAAAUGGGCAGGGGAAGAAUAUUGCAGCACCUGACAUAGUUGAAAAGGUUCUUAAUCCAUUGACAAUGGAGGUGCAGAAGACUGUUGUUAGGAAUGGGUGUGUAGCUUUUGUGGAUUUGUCAGGCAUUGAGAUGGACGAGUUAAGCGUUGGCAAAGACAUGGGCCAGUGUGAACAGAAGCCGUGCCAUACUGAAACAGAUCAUCCUAUGGCUAAUAGUGCUGUAGAAGGUCUUCAGGUUACCCUGGCAUGUUCACCUGUCACGACUGACCACCCAGUGUCCCCAAGGAAGCAUGGGUCAGAUGCUGUAGUGCCUCUGUCCCCUGGGAACUUAACAAAUGAGCUAACAGAUGCUGAGUUUAAACAAGAUAGAAUCGACAGUGAAUUAGACACUGAACAGUUGCUGAAAACCUUUAAAACCACAAAGAGAAGAUCUUUCUGCAUUGGUAGUCCCAGUAACAAAUGUUUGAACAGAGGUUCAUUUAAUUCUGAAAAGCUGCCCCAAGGAGAGGUGCCUAAUCCAGAGGUUAAGCAGAGUAAAGAUAAAGUACUCACAACACCCGAGUUGGUUUGUGUGGCUGAUUCUGCAGAAUUAGUACAGCUAGAUGCAGAGACAUUUUCUUUAGGCCUGGAAAAUCAUUCAGCUUCCACAGAUUCAUCGAAUCCUACUGUUCAUAAAGUGUUGUCCCCUAAGAGCAGUAGGGUUGGAUGCCUAAGGAAGAGUGAUGCACUUCUAAAUAUAUCAGCAUCUAAGCACAAGGAUUCGGCAGAGCAGCUACGUUUAAAUGCCUGGGAAAAUAAUCACAGUUGUUCAGUCUGUGGUUCUAGUGGUACAGUUGAGUCCAAUGGAGUCAAAUUCCCUGUAGGAAAACAAAAAAAUCAAAGUUCUGCAGUCAGCAGUGAGGAAGUGGGCCCUGCUUCUGAAGAGGAACCACAAAACCCUUCUGGAAGGAUCACUGAGGAGCCGCACCCAGGACUACAGAGUACAAAUCCUGCAGUCCCUUCAGGAAGUGCAGAUAUUGCAGCUUGUAACUUAAAAGUGGAUACAGUGUCUCCUGUGUGGGCAGUCAAUAACUUAUCGACAUCCUCCAUGACCCCAGAUGAUCUACUGCCUCCAAAUAUUGUGGUUCUCGCUUCCAUCAGAAGUGCAGCUAGCUCCAGAUCAGAGGAUCUUCCCCUUCAGUUGUGCAGUCAGAUAAAUUUAUUGAAGCGGAGAAGGCCUCAGAAGCUGGAGUCCUCGGAGUCUGAGGACAGCGGAGAAGAUGACCAGCUCCCUUCACUGGCCAAGCUGUUGGGACAUGCCACCUCUCACUCGGAGGAUCUGCCCCUCCUGGACCUAGAAUGUCCUAAAAAACGUUCCAGUGGUGAGGCAUCUCUUUCUGAAGUUCCAGGCAGAUGCCAGAGUCCCUGCUCUGGUCCAGAGGGAGUAACUGCCAGCCAGGUGUCUGUAGACCUCUUUGGAACUCCAGAAGAGUGUGAAGGUGCUGCUGGUGCCCAUGGAUUCUCUGGAGACUCACAAUUUUCCACUGAAAUUAUUGGCACCCAGCAAAAGCUUGCCAUGCAGGAGAAGCUGUGCCAGCUGCAGCGGAUGAUGGUUCUCGUCACGGAGGCCCUGCACCAGAAGGAGGGUGGCGGCAAGCCCGGACCGCCCCCCCUCUCUCCGUCUGCAGUGAGCGCAGGUGUCCGUCCCUGCCCGACCUCACCCAGUGACGGCCGGAGAAGAGCAAGCAUCUCUAGACCGCAGACCCCCCCGCCUGGCCAGGCCCUCGUAUCCCCCACCCAGAAAAGGACCCUGAAUCCUGUCUGCGCCCUUCCUGGUUCCGGAGCCUCAGAAGUCCCACAAGAUGAAGGCAACAUCGCAGAAGAGGGCGACGGAGACGACAUCACUACGGCGACACUGGAAUGGACAGGGGGUAGAGCCCAACACCGCGCCACAGGGGUGGAGCCGGGCCCGAGAGGUGAAACCUGCUUGCCCCCACCGCAGCCGCGUAGCCACACGCCCAGACAGCCGACCCAGAGCCGCGCCAGUUGUGGCAAAAUGGUUCUUGUGGCUUCUGGGCUGAGCACGACAGAACUGUCAGUGGUAAAGAAGUUUGCCAGAAAGAUGGGGGGCAGCGUGUGUGCGGAGGUGACCCCAGAAACCACCCACAUCAUCAUCAAGACGGACGCCAAGCUGGUGUGUGAACGCACACUGAAGUACUUCCUGGGCAUCGCCGGGCGCAAGUGGGUGGUCAGCUUCCACUGGGUCACUCAGAGCUUCAAACGAGGAAGCCUACUGCCAGAAGCACUGUUUGAGGUUCGAGGAGACACAGCAAAUGGGGCAGAGCACCGAGGUCCAAUGCGAGCCCGCACCACCGAUGAGCAGAAGCUGCUGAUGAGAGGGUGUGAGAUCUCCUUCCAAGGCUCCUUCACCAACAUGACAACAGGUCAGAUGGAGUGGAUGGUGCAGCUGUGUGGGGCGACAGUGGUUAAAGAUCCAUCCCUCUUCACAGCAGAAUGUAAGUCUAAUCUGCGGCUUGUGGUGGUGCCUGGAGAUUCCCAGACGGAUUACAAAGCUGUCCAGCAGAGGGCGAUGGUGGUGUCCCGGCCCUGGUUACUGGACUCUGUGGCUACUUACACCCUCCAGAAUCCUGACGACUAUACAGUCUGAACUGGCUCUCCCGGUGGAGGGGGGGAGUCUGGGUCGUGGGCCCUCCCCAGCAUGGUCUUGGAAUACUGUGGGAGAUGUCAGCUUUUUUUUCACCCCCACCAGUUCUCAGCACUUUAUGCCCCCCCCCUCUAUUUUUAAUGUAUGCUGCAGCAUCUUUAAUUCUGAGACCCAUUUGAAUGUAUGCGUGUGUCUGCAAAGAAGAGAAACCCACACAUUUUACUCUAAUUUUUGACCCAUGACCUGAUUCUGAUCAGCGUAUCCCGUGUUGAUACUUGCACCAGUAUAAAUGUUGUUUUUGUA
Messenger RNA from Paramormyrops kingsleyae, 4975 nucleotides. RefSeq names its product BRCA1 DNA repair associated. Gene Ontology annotation, biological process: positive regulation of transcription by RNA polymerase II; sex-chromosome dosage compensation; mitotic G2 DNA damage checkpoint signaling. Lineage: Eukaryota; Metazoa; Chordata; Actinopteri; Osteoglossiformes; Mormyridae. Gene Ontology annotation, cellular component: BRCA1-A complex; BRCA1-BARD1 complex. Gene Ontology annotation, molecular function: metal ion binding; ubiquitin-protein transferase activity. The record is from RefSeq and is a predicted model, not a curated record.